Mercenaria mercenaria is the source of this 5469-nucleotide messenger RNA. RefSeq names its product cysteine desulfurase-like. The transcript has 13 exons. The coding region runs from base 55 to 1278 and encodes 407 amino acids. Gene Ontology annotation, cellular component: cytosol; mitochondrion; nucleus. The record is from RefSeq and is a predicted model, not a curated record. Gene Ontology annotation, biological process: [2Fe-2S] cluster assembly. Lineage: Eukaryota; Metazoa; Mollusca; Bivalvia; Venerida; Veneridae. Gene Ontology annotation, molecular function: cysteine desulfurase activity; pyridoxal phosphate binding.
AUCGACGGUGUACCCCCACACAGACUAACAGAUGUAUCCAAUAUAAGGAAGGAUAUGCCAGACAAGGAGCUAAGACCACUUUACCUUGAUGCUCAGUCGACCACUUCACUUGAUCCAAGAGUACUUGAUGCUAUGCUGCCAUAUUUUGUCAGUUACUACGGAAACCCACAUUCCAGAACACAUGCUUAUGGUUGGGAGACUGAGGCAGCUAUUGAAAAAGCUAGAAAGCAAGUUGCGGAUUGCAUUGGUGCUGAUCCAAGGGAGGUAAUCUUUACAAGUGGAGCAACAGAAUCAAACAACAUUUGUGUGAAGGGAACAGCACGCUUUUAUAAGAGCAAGAAAAAACAUGUGAUAACAACACAGACAGAACAUAAAUGUGUGUUGGAUUCAUGCCGAGCGCUGGAAGGAGAAGGGUUUGAAAUUACGUACCUGCCUGUUCAGAAAAAUGGACUAAUUGACUUGCAGGAGCUUGAGGGUUCAAUGAGACCAGAUACAGUGUUGGUAUCUGUGAUGACGGUGAACAAUGAAAUAGGUGUUAGACAACCUGUAGAGGAAAUAGGAGCAUUAUGUCGGUCCAAGAAGAUAUUUUUCCACACAGAUGCGGCACAAGCUGUCGGCAAGAUCCCAUUGGAUGUGAACAAAAUGAAUAUUGAUCUGAUGUCAAUCAGUGGUCAUAAAAUAUACGGUCCGAAAGGUAUUGGAGCCAUGUAUGUUAGAAGGAGACCUCGUGUACGUCUUGAUGCCCCAAUGAGUGGUGGAGGCCAGGAGAGAGGCAUGCGAAGUGGUACAUUACCUGCACCACUGUGUGUGGGUAUAGGAGCUGCCUGUGAUCUUGCUAUGCAAGAAAUGGAGUAUGAUCACAGACGUAUAUCAUCACUCUCACAGCGAUUGAUUGACAGAAUAACAGAAAAAGUCCCACAUGUGAUACGAAAUGGAGAUCCUGAAAAAACAUAUCCGGGCUGUGUGAACUUGUCUUUCGCAUUUGUGGAGGGUGAAAGUCUGUUGAUGGCAUUGAAAGACAUAGCUCUCUCGUCGGGAAGUGCGUGUACCUCUGCAUCACUAGAACCAUCCUAUGUUUUACGUGCAAUUGGUGCGGAUGAAGAUUUAGCACAUUCUUCUAUAAGGUUUGGUAUUGGAAGAUUUACAACCCAGGAAGAAAUUGAUUAUACAGCAGAUAAAUGUAUUGAGCAUGUCACCAGAUUGAGAGAAAUGAGUCCUCUAUGGGAAAUGGUCCAGGAAGGGGUCGAUCUGAAAACAAUUAAAUGGUCACAACACUAGAGAAAACACCUACAUGAUAAGCUUGAAGAAAUAUGCGGAGACUAAAUGUGAUUGAGACAAGCCUAGUCCUUGUUUAUUAGUGGUUGAUAGUCACAUCUUGGAUAACAUCAUUUGUGUACCAGUCAAGUCAUAAUUGCAUGUCAGUCUACUGCUGGAGUACCAGUCAUGGUGAAAAUUGUAUACCAGUCAAGAUGACUGUAUUGCCAUGCUACCCUAGUUCCUGGAGCCUUGAUUAUAAAACUGACUUUAGGGACCAGUCAAAAUACCAUCUUGCCGUUGGUCAAUUUCAAACUUCAAGUCAGGAAGAAUCAGAUGCCGGAAGUUUUAAACUGAUCACCAAAGAAAGCGUUAUAAAUUACGACCAUGUUUUAAGCUCUAUUGAACUUUGUUCAUGAUGAGCUUUUAGUGUAGGUAAAUGGUCUGGCUUUCAUCCUACGCUCGUCUUUCAGCAUCAACACUUUUACAUCAUCAUCUCUGAAUCUACUGGUCAGAAUUACACCAAUCUUGGAGUGAAGAAUCUUGGAGUGAACUUCUCUCAGAUUCAUUUAAAUUGUUCUUGUUUGCCCCUUUUAUGGGCCACCAGAGCUAAAAAUAGAAAAUUCUUAUAGUUAUAUGACUGCUUCUCAUAAACAGCCUGAAAGAUCUUUUUAGCUCGACUUUUCGAAGAAAAAGUAGAGCUAUUGUGCUCGCCCUGGUGUUGGCAUCGGCAUCGCCGUCAGCGUCGGUAUUGCCGUUGGUUAAAGUUUUUGAUAAAGUCAAAUAUCUGUGUUACUAUCAAAGCUAUUGACUUGAAACUUAAAUUACUUAUUUAUCAUCAAAGUCUACACCAGGAGAAAUAAUAAACUCUGAUUUGAAUUUUGACAGAACUAUGCCCCUUUUUAACUAGAAUAUGUUGUUAAAAUUUUUGAUAAAGUCAGAUAUCUCUGUUACUAUUAAAGCUUUUGACUUGAAACUCAAAAUAGUUAUUUACUAUCAAAAUCUCUGGCUGAAAACAAGAAAAAGAGAGUUGUUCUGACCCUAGAGGAGAAGAUAACAGCCAUUAAAAAACUUGAUCAGGGCACUCCCGCAUACAAAAAUAGCAACAGAAACUUGGGGUCGGCAAAACACAGAUUCAGUCGUUACGAAAAAGGAAACAUGAACUCAUUGCGAACUUCAAAAAUAAUGUGCCCGGACAGUCAAAACGACGCCGUUAUUAUUUUACAUUUUAGAUUAAUGUAAACUAAAAACUGUUAAAACCCACCAAUACACAUUAUAACACUAAAAUACCUACAUAUUCAUAAAGAUUGUAAUUUAUUUAUUUAUUUAUUUGGGUUUUACAGCACACCAACACAGUAUAGGUUAUAUGGCGCCAAACAGGACUACAAAUUUUGGUUCCACAUCUCAUUUACAUCGAAAUAAAAACAUGAGGUAUGGAAUCAAAAUUUGCAUACCUGCUGGAAUCACAGAGUUACUGCAAAACCAAGUGUUAAGACCCUGUUAGUCGCCUCUUACGAUCAUGCAAGGGUAAGACAGUGAUUCCAAUUCUUUUCAUACAAAGAUCGUCCCAGAACCACAUGGGGCCAUAAAGAUUAUAAAGAAACGAGUUAAAAGCAAUAAUUGUUCUUAAUAAAAUGCAAUUAAGACCUGUGAUGUCAUAAAAUAUGAAAAAAUACAAAUGUCAUUUAAUUAAGAACAAUUAUCGCUUUUAAAAACACUUUAAUCUAAAAUGUGAAAUAAUGAAAUGUUAUAUAAAUGCAUUAAAAUGUAUAUAGAUAACAUUGUAUUAAUCAUUACUCCUUCAUACUGUAAAAUACCUUGGUACACAAUAAGUAAACAAUAAGUAUUAUUUAAGUGCAGAAAAAUUUGCAUUAUAUUUUGAGACUGUUUUUAAAGACUCCCUGUCAUAUGUGACCUUUUCCUUAGGGUCCCGAUGAAAGUCACAUAUGACAGUCUCGACUGUACUAUUAAAGUUUUUGACUUGAAACUCAAAGUAGUUAUUUACUAUCAAAGUCUACACCAGGAGACACAAUUCCCAUAACUCUGAUUUAAAUUUUGACAGAGUUAUGUCCCUUUUUAACUUGGAUUAUUUUUUACCAGCAAAGCUCUAAUUCAGAUUCAAGCACUGAGAAAAGUCGAGCGCGCUGUCUUGUGGACAGCUCUUGUUUAAAUUUGGUCUGAAGCAUGCUUGUAUGGACCUUUCUCAAUUUCAUUCACAUGUUUCUGCUUCACUGCAAGUAGAGUCCGCCAGAGCUAAAAAAGUGAAAAAGGUCGUUAAACAACUUCUUUCAUGAACCAUACACAAAACUUAGAUCUGUAGCACCCUUGGAUGGACCUCCCUCAAGUUUUUUUACAACAAAAAAUUGAGAAAAACUCUAGAUAACUUCCAGUGAAGCUGCUGGAUAAAUGUUCACUUUAUUUGGUCAGAAGCAAGGUCAGAUAGUCCCAAGUCCUUAGUUGAAUGAGCGGUUAAGGCCCACAUGGGCCUCUUUUUUUUAAAGCACAUACUUGUGCUGAUAUUAUAUUUUUGAGCUUAUUGUAAGCUUAUAUGUCUUUUUAGCUCACCUGUCAUGUAGUGACAAGGUGAGCUUUUGUGAUCGCCCGACCGUCGAUCCAUAAUUUCUUGUGAACAUGACAGAGACCACAUUUUGCAAUCGAUUUUAAUCAAACUUGCACACAAAUUGUAUUGGCAUAAGAUCUCACUUCCUUUCGAAAACUGGCUAGAUUCCAUCAUGGGCUCUUGUUACUGCUCCUAAAGGGGCAAAAUUUUUCUAUUUAGGCCCUUUCAGCCAUAUAUAGGUUUCAUUUAUGCUUUGAUUUGAUUCAAACAUGCACAGAAUUUUUUAUCUUGAUGAUAUGUAGGCCAAGUUAGAAACUGGGUCCUGUGGGAUCGAAAACUAGUUCACUAGGUCAAAUCAAAGGAAAAUCUUGUUAACACCCUAGAGGCCACAUUUAUGACCCUAUCUUCAUGAAACAUGGUCAGAAUGUUUAUCUUGGUGAUUCCUAUGCAAAGUUCAAAACUGGGUCAUAUGGGGUCAAAAACUAGGUCACCCAGUCAAAUCAAAGGAAAAGCUUGUUAACACUCUUGAGGCCACAUUUAUGACCCUAUCUUCAUGAAACUUAGUCAGAAUAUUUACCUUAAUGAUUCCUAGGCCAAAUGUGAAACUGGGUCCUGUGUUGACAAAAACUAGGUCAUCCGCUUAAAUCAAAGGAAAAGCUUGUUAACACUGUAGAGGCCAUAUUUAUGACCCUAUCUUCAUGAAACUUAGUCAGAAUAUUUAUCUUGAUGAAUCCAAGGCCAAGUUUAUUAGGUGAGCGACAUAGGGUAUAAGGUCAUCAUGACCCUCUUGUUUUACUAUACAAAUAACAUUUAAGUUUUGUAUUUAUUAAGUAUAUAAGUAUUUUUGGCUUUUCUCCUCAGAUUUUCCACAUUAGUCAUAUAUAUUUGAUUCAAGAAGCUUGAAGUAAUAUUUUUGUUAAGCUUUUUGGUGUAAUAUUUACUUUUUUUUUGGAAAACUUGAGAUAAUUUCAAAAUAAAACAUCAUUGAUGUACCAAUCCUUGAAACUCUUAGUUGGUUCCAAAGCUCACAUAAGCUGAUGUUGUACUUGUUGCUAUCUUGCCAACUUCAAUUAGCUUUCUGUCCAAUUCUCUUAUCACAUUUGCUGUAUAUUAUUCAUGUAAUGACUUACAAAUAAAAUAUGUUUAAACCAACAUCAACCUUUACCCUGCUAAAUUUCUAAAAGGGACUGGUCCAUCAUUCAAUUUGGGCAAUACCAUUUAUUAUUUGAAGGGGUGUUCACUGAAAAUUUUCUGACUGAAUAGCAAACAGUGCAUACCAUGAUCAGCCUGCAUGGAUGUGCAGGCUUAUCUUUGCCUGCACUGGUCGCAAAGGCAGAAUCUCUUGCUGCCAGCAGGCUAAAGGUUAAAUAAAUCAUAUUUUAUCUUAAUCUCUUGCUGUAUGGUAACAAAAAAGUUGUGUAUACUGAGCAGCUUACUGACAAAUGUGAGAUUGAAUUAUUUGGACAGGUUUAAACAUGAUAUAUCUUUGUAAACACAUACAUGCAUAUGUUUAAAUAGUCUUAUACCAAUGAAGAAAUGCUAUACAAGAACGUUUUAAUUCUUAAGCAGUAUAGAAAUCUGAAGUUUUUUGUUAUCUUAAAAAAUCAAAUGUUAGUAAUUUAGAAUGUUUACUCUAGUAAAGAAUUGCUAUCCUU